This is a messenger RNA of Sceloporus undulatus (fence lizard), 717 nucleotides long. RefSeq names its product NADH:ubiquinone oxidoreductase subunit B9 (gene NDUFB9). The record is from RefSeq and is a predicted model, not a curated record. Gene Ontology annotation, biological process: mitochondrial electron transport, NADH to ubiquinone. Lineage: Eukaryota; Metazoa; Chordata; Lepidosauria; Squamata; Phrynosomatidae. The transcript is spliced from 4 exons. Bases 71 to 595 code for a protein of 174 amino acids.
CUCUGCUGGCACUUCCUCCCAUCAUCCCUUGCGCCGAGUGGCUCCUCGGUGAAGGUGAAGCCGAGACAAAAUGGCGGCCUUCCUGACCCACCAGCAGAAAGUGCUGCGGCUCUACAAGCGAGCGCUGCGGCACCUCGAGUCCUGGUGCAUCUUCCGGGAUCGGUAUCGAUUCUUUGCCUGCCUGCUGAGAGCACGCUUUGAAGAACAUAAGAAUGAAAAAGAUAUGGUGAAAGCAAGCAAGCUGUUGAUGGAAGCUGAAAAAGAAUUUUGGCGAAGACAGCAUCCCCAGCCGUACAUCUUUCCUGAUUCUCCUGGGGGUACAUCUUAUGAAAGAUAUGACUGCUACAAGGUACCUGAAUGGGUCCUAGACUUGUGGCAUCCUUCCGAGAAGGCGAUAUAUCCUGAUUACUUUGCCAAAAGAGAACAGUGGAAGAAACUGAGACUUGAAAGCUGGGAAAAAGAGGUUCAGCAGCUUCAGGAGGAAACCCCUGCGGAUGGCCCCAGGACAGAAGCACUGCCUCCAGCUCGCAAGGAAGGACACCUACCUCCUCUGUGGUGGCAUUAUGUAACCAGACCUCGUGAGCAGCCAAUGUAAAUGGCUCCUUUCUGUAUGCAAAUUCCGUAUCUCCUUCUGUAAAGGAGUUUCUGAUAUACAAAUACUAUUGUCUGCAUGUAUUACUACAUCAGAUAUUCACAAUAAAGUCUCUUGAAUGUGAA